Molecule: messenger RNA, 3795 nt
Organism: Aptenodytes forsteri (emperor penguin)
Lineage: Eukaryota; Metazoa; Chordata; Aves; Sphenisciformes; Spheniscidae
Gene: PLEKHA5
Product: pleckstrin homology domain containing A5
Exons: 26
Coding region: 91-3396 (1101 amino acids)
Cellular component (GO): cytosol
Molecular function (GO): phosphatidylinositol-3,5-bisphosphate binding; phosphatidylinositol-4-phosphate binding; phosphatidylinositol-3-phosphate binding
Source: RefSeq, a predicted model, not a curated record
GAACGAAAAGUAACCUGCAAACAUCCAGUAACAGGACAGCCAUCACAGGACAACUGUAUCUUUGUUGUGAAUGAACAGACUGCUGCAGCAAUGACAUCUGAAGAAAAGAAGGAGCGACCAGUAAGCAUGAUAUGUGAAGCAACUAACUAUAAUCUGACAUCAGAUUAUGCUGCUCAUCCAAUGAGCCCUGUGGGCAGAACAUCACGAUCUUCAAAGAAGGUUCAUAAUUUCGGAAAGAGAUCAAACUCAAUAAAGAGAAAUCCUAAUGCACCAGUUGUCAGACGUGGCUGGCUCUACAAACAGGAUAGUACUGGAAUGAAGUUGUGGAAGAAACGGUGGUUUGUGCUCUCAGAUCUGUGUCUCUUCUAUUACAGAGAUGAGAAAGAAGAAGGAAUAUUAGGUAGCAUACUUCUACCUAGUUUUCAGAUAUCUGUGCUUUCUCCUGAGGACCAUAUUAACCGCAAAUACGCCUUUAAGGCAGCUCAUCCAAACAUGAGGACCUAUUAUUUCUGCACAGAUACAGGGAAGGAAAUGGAGUUGUGGAUGAAAGCCAUGACAGAUGCAGCACUUGUGCAAACAGAGCCUGUGAAAAGAGUAGAGAAGUUAACCACUGAAAAUACACCACCUCGAGAAGCAAAUAAUAUUUCAAACCAUCGGGUGCUAAUUAAGCCAGAGGCACAAAAUAACCAGAAAAACAAAGAAGUGAUCAAAAAUGAGGAGAAGAAAGCUUUGGAAGCCGAAAAAUAUGGAUUCCAGAAAGUUGGGCACGAUAAACCGCUAACGAAAAUUAACAGUGUAAAGCUAAAUCCUUUGGGAUCCGAAUACAGGACUUUACCCAUAACUACGAUUCAGGCUGGACACUUCAGACCAGUUCAUCUAAAUGGGUCUGAGAAUAAAGCUGUUGGUGGUGUUCUGGCAGAUGCUGGAGAUGGAGGUCAGCACAAUGUGGUUCAGUCACAUAUGGAGUCUGAGAGAGCUAUGCAGAGAACUAAUUCAAUGCUGCAGUUGGAACAGUGGAUUAAAAUGCAAAGAGGAAAAGGACAAGAAGAGGAAACAAGAGGCAUAAUCUCAUAUCAGACGUUACCAAGAAACAUGCCAAGCCAUCGACCUCAAGUUUUACCCCGGUACCCAGAAGGCUACAGAACACUGCCAAGAAACAGCAAAGCACGGCCGGAGAGCCUCUGCAGCGUAACGCCGUCGGCUUACGACCGAGCUAUAGGACCAGUAACAGCCGAAGAAAAACGGAGGUCAAUGCGCGAUGACACGAUGUGGCAGCUCUAUGAAUGGCAGCAACGUCAGUUUUACAAUAAGCAAACAACUCUUACUAGACACAGUACUUUAAGUAGCCCAAAAACUAUGAUUAAUAUUUCUGAUCAGACGAUGCAUUCGAUUCCCACCUCACCUUCUCAUGGUUCAAUCGCUGGUUUCCAAGGGUAUUCCCCACAGCGGACCUACAGAUCAGAAGUGUCUUCACCAGUGCAAAGGGGAGAUGUAACUAUUGAUCGCAGACACAGGACGCAUCAUACUAAGCAUGUCUUUGUGCCCGACAGAAGGUCAAUGCCAGCAGGUCUGAGUUUACAGCCUGUUACUCCUCAGAGCCUCCAAGGCAAAACACCAGAGGAGCUCACGCUGCUGCUAAUAAAGCUGAGACGGCAGCAAGCUGAACUGAGUAGUAUCCGGGAACACACACUAGCACAGCUCAUGCAGCUAAAACUUGAGGCCAGCAGCCCAAAGAAUGAGAUUCUUUCACAUCACCUUCAAAGGAAUGCCAUAUAUUUGGAUCAUCAGAUGAAAGAGAAUGAACCUUUAAUCACCAUGGUUCACACUAUGAUUGAGAACUCGGCGCUAAGACCGCAACUGUACCAGCAAUUAACACAAGAAGAAUGUAGGGGUACACUAUACAAAUAUAGAACUGAAGAGCUGGAUAUUGAUGCUAAGCUUAGCCGUUUAUGUGAACAAGAUAAAGCUGUACAAGCACUGGAAGAGAAGCUUCAACAGCUACACAAGGAGAAAUACACGCUUGAGCAAGCUUUGCUAUCAGCAAGUCAGGAGAUAGAAAUGAAUGCAGAUAAUCCCGCAGCCAUACAAAAUGUAGUCUUACAGAGAGAUGACUUGCAGAACGGACUCCUUAGCACUUGUCGAGAAGUAUCGCGAGCUACUGCAGAACUGGAAAGAGCUUGGAGAGAAUAUGAUAAAUUGGAGUAUGAUGUAACUGUAACAAGGAGCCAUAUGCAGGAGCAACUUGAACGGCUUGGAGAAAUUCAGACUGAGUCAGCAGGGAUACAGCGUGCUCAGAUUCAGAAGGAACUGUGGAGAAUUCAAGAUGUCAUGGAGGGUUUAAGUAAACAUAAACAGCAAAGAAGCUCUUCAGAGGCAGGCAUCAUGGGAUCAAGGACAUUUUCAGCUAUUAAAUAUAAAAAUGAGGGUCCUGAUUAUAGGCUUUAUAAGAGUGAACCGGAGUUAACUACAGUAGCAGAAGUGGAUGAGUCUAAUGGCGAAGAAAAAACAGAACAAAUUUCAGAAUCAGAACCUACAGCUAAAGGCUCACAUUUUCCUGUGGGAGUUGUACCACCCAGAACCAAAUCACCAACGCCAGAGUCUUCAACAAUAGCAUCCUACGUCACUUUGAGGAAGAAUAAGAAGAUAGAUCUAAGAACGGAAAGACCAAGAAGUGCAGUGGAGCAGCUGUGUCUUGCAGAAAGCACACGGCCUCGAAUGACUGUGGAGGAACAGAUGGAAAGAAUAAAGAGACACCAACAAGCUUGCCUGAGAGAGAAGAGAAAAGGACUCAGUAUCAUUGGCGUUUCAGAGCACUCUCCUUCACAGAGUGUGUCGUCUGUCAGAGAUAAUCCAUUCAAAUUGGCACAGAAUCGAAAAAAGGAUGAUACUGUAUCUGGUAACAUGAAGGAAUUAGAGAGCACUAGUAAAGAAAAUAAUUCAAAACAAAAUGAUGAAAGACCUGGAGAAGAAAUAGCGCAACUAAAACAUGAUGGAGAACAAGAACAUAAUUCAGGUGUUACUAAAGAGCUGACAAAAACUGAUGAUCUUUUAUCAGAUGCACAUGUUGUAUCUGACUCAAAAGAAGUGAGUAAUGAAGCGAAAGCAGAAAAGGAAAAGAAAAAUAAAUUGGAAGAAACACAUGAUGGUGAUAUAAGCUUGCAGAGUGUGACCACAGUUACAAACCACAAACCCAAAACCAGCUCAGAAGAAAGUGAAGUAGUUAGUGUUCAAGAACAAGGAGGGAUUAUUUCUUCAUUUGAAUUAGCAGCACAGUCUUCAAAAGGAAAUCAGGCAACAGCAGUGAAAAGUUUGCCUUCUUCACCAGAAUCGUCAUUGUCACCAGCUCCAUCUACACAGACGCAGCUCACAGAAGGAUCGCAUUUCAUGUGUGUAUAGUUACAGAGAACACUAAUGGCUUCUGUUGAAACAAUUCAUGCCUGAGAUGUAUGGACCUGACCUAUGAAAAUAUGAGAAGAUAUUGUACAGUAUAUUUUAAAUCUAUGAAAUUCAUAGUUCUGAUGCUUUUGGCCACAGAGCAUCAUUUUAUCACUUCCUGGGAAAUGUUUAUUCCAAGAGAGCUUUAAAUGGCCCACAUGUACACUCAACAACCUUCCGAUUGUUCUCCUGAUACCAGCUUGCUGCUAUGAUUUCUGUGCACAUAAAAUAAAGGCUCUUUUUUAAUGUGCAGCCUACAGUCAGAACUUUAUUUGAUAUUCUUCAGAAUUUAAUGUUCUUUUAAUUAUGGAUCCUAUAAGUUUUACUUUUUGCUUUUUUUAGAUGCUUAACUCGGUUAAU